This is a messenger RNA of Aspergillus japonicus CBS 114.51, 1173 nucleotides long. RefSeq names its product TPR domain protein. Gene Ontology annotation, molecular function: protein binding. Bases 1 to 1173 code for a protein of 390 amino acids. Lineage: Eukaryota; Fungi; Ascomycota; Eurotiomycetes; Eurotiales; Aspergillaceae. The record is from RefSeq and is a predicted model, not a curated record. The transcript is spliced from 4 exons.
AUGUCAUCUCUCCCAUCUCAAGGGAUUAACACUCCUUUAAACGCCGAUUUCCUCCACAAGCACAAGCUCCGGUUCGAGUUCGCCCAGUCUCAUAAAGGCGAGGAGUACCCCUCAACCAAGCAUCUUCGUGCCGAGCUUCCUCAACUCUUCAAGGUUCGGGGACACCACUGGACAGAGGGGCCAAUGUUCUCGUUCCCCCUUUCCCCCGCCUACGCCCCCUGCACAACCCCGUUAGAGCACCUCACCAAAACCAUGGUCGAUUACUUGAAGCGCGAAACCCACCACCGCGGGCAGUACAUUCUUCUACGGACACUGACACCGACCGACUUCCGCGUCGUUGUGGGAGCUGUCACGGAAGACGAGGCGGGGAAUGUGAUUAUGCUGCAGCUGCAUAACCAGGGGACUGGAGUCUUCGCUCGUGGGGGAUUAUCUGAAGGGACGGUGCUGGUGGUGGUUGAACCGUAUCUGCAUAUUCCUGGUGUCAGCCCUUGUGCGAUCCGCGUGGACCAUCCUUCUGACCUGCGCGUUCUGUCUGAUUGGGACAUCAUGGUGCCGGUGCAGUGGCGCCGACAGUUGGUCGGGCCCGAGUUGGGUGCCAUGCAGUGGAAGGCGAAGGGAAAUGAUGCCUUCAAUGCCGGGAAAUAUCGUCGUGCGAUCGAUUGCUACACUCAGGCUCUAUCCUCCUCAUCCACACCGGACGAGGCCCUGACCAUCACCAUCAAGCUCAACCGCGCUCUGACCUUCCUCCGAUCCCAUCAGUUUGACGCCGCCCUUCGCGAUCUCGAACCACUCCCCCAGUCCUCGGAGAAAGCCCUCUUCCGCAAAGCCCAAGCGUUGGUGCUUGAGAAGGCAUUCCCCGGGAAUCGCCUCGCGCAGAGCGAGUUCGCGCGCGCCAAGGCCCGGCUCGCAGAGCAGCGGACGGGGGUGUUUCCCUUCAAGGAGAUGCAGCGCGCGGCCACGAGGCGCUCCCCACCGCUGCUGGACCGCGCCAUCUACGUCGGCCCUGUCGCAGUGCGCCCGACACAUACCAUUCUGCUAUGCGCUACCCCGAGAGUAAAUGACCCAACACAAACUAUACUAAAUCCACCACCACCCCUUCCCAUCCCCAGCCCUAACCCUUCCUCCCUCAUCGCCCCCAGACCAACCGCGCAUAACAACCCCCUCCACCACUAA